This is a messenger RNA of Achroia grisella, 2328 nucleotides long. RefSeq lists its product as uncharacterized. Lineage: Eukaryota; Metazoa; Arthropoda; Insecta; Lepidoptera; Pyralidae. The transcript has 15 exons. The record is from RefSeq and is a predicted model, not a curated record. The coding region runs from base 238 to 2274 and encodes 678 amino acids.
CGCACUUUAAGGCGAAAAAGUCUCCUACCUGCCAUGUUCAUUAGAUUGUCAUAAUUGACAGAACAACAGUUGAUCUUGACAAAUGACAUUAGUAAACAAAGUUUCCAUUGUAUAUUUUGUUACUAAAGUUACAAUUUCAAGAUAAAAGAAACGAAGAAUUAUCGGAAAGAAAUAUAUUAGAAAAAUAUAAAACUUUUGUUAACCAAAUUGAUAAAUGUGUUAUUAAUGUUAAUAUAAAUGGAAAAAAAUACUUAUGGUACUUAUGAAUAUUUAUCUACCGACAAUGUCAACGAAGAAUCGAAUCAAUUUUUUGUCGUUCACGAAGAUGGGACGUAUCUACUUAAUAGACCAAUCCAAUACAUAACUGAAGUGGCAGAUGGAAAGGAAAUGCUUGACAAUGUGGAAACCCCCAUAGUGUAUGAUGUCACCCCACAACAGUUUUAUGUCAAUGUUGAAAAUGUGUCCUCUGAACUUAUAUCUGUGUCUGAUCAGUUUUCAAUACCUCAGCGAACAAACAAUUUGUAUGCUAACAGUUAUCUACUCCCAGGAUCUUCUAUUGAUACAACUAAUCAAGAGAUCGAUCAAGAUAUCACAAAUGAUGAGUUCAAACCAAAUGAUACUCAAAUGGAUGUAGAUAUAGAUACCAAUAUUAAUAAGAAUACUAAUAAUUACACUGAGAUAACACUUCAUGAUGAACAAUAUUCACAGUUAGAAGAUAAGGGCUGGAUUAUGCUGGAAAUUAAUGAGAAAGUAUUUAUACUUGAUACAUUGGGUGGACUUCGUGACAUAACAACUGAUGAAAAAUUAAUUGAAAAAUUGAAAGCUGUUAACCAAAAUGAUAAUAUAAGGAAUAAAUCAGGAUCUAUGAGCGUCAAUAAUACAAGUAGAUAUGACAACACUGCCCAUACUUCUACCCAACAAGAAUUUGUGAUCAAAAGUGACGAUAAUGUACAGAUUGAUGACAAUGUACAGAACUUAUCUUUCGUAAUUACUGAUAGAGAAGAGUGCACCACAUCAGAACAGAUUCCUAAUGAGCACCAGACAGUACCUAAAACCUCAGAUCUCAUAACACUGGAAAACAAAGAAACGAGGGAUGUGGAAAACAAUGAAGAGGACACUGUAGAUGUAAAAAUAUUUGUAAUUGACAAUGAAACAAGUGAUUCAAGAAAACAAGAUAGCAAUGUGUUAAGGAUUAAAACGAAAUUAACUUUCAAAGAUUUUCCUGAUAAAAUAGUUUUGGGGAAGACAAUCAAUGGUAAAAAAUUGGUUGCAAAAGUGAAGAAAAAAGAAACUUGCUCUAAUGAUCUUAAUUAUCAUAAUGGAAAUCAUAUAGAGGUUUUACCUAAUCAUUCAAAAGACACAUCUAAUGUUGUAUCAAAACAUACAGAUACUAUUGGCCUAGAUAUAUCGGAAUUCACUGAAAUUUUAGAGGAGUCACUACAGGGAAGUAAUGGCAGAAAAAUAAGUGCUAAAGACUUCGAAGCAACAGAAAUAUUAAUUAUGCAGCUUAUUAAAAUACCUUCAUUUAAAACUUCUAUUUUAUGUUACAAUUUAUGUAUCACUAAGGAAAAACGAACAGAAGAUGUACAUGGGAAUGUGAUUAGCAGAUCUAAACCAACUUUAGUUACUGGUCAAGUAAGAUUAAUUAACAACCAAUGGAGGUUUAUUCACAUUCCUGACAUGGUGCUCAAACUUACUCACGGAGGAGAAUAUGGUUUCGUCAGUAGAGAGACUGGAAAUGCAAUAGGUAGCCAUAGUGUACUACACAUACAUGUUCUAGAAACUGAACAGAAACACGGAGAAUCCAACGUGGUAAAGACCGCCGUUUCAGUUAUCAAAAGAAACUUACCAUAUUUGAAUGAAAAAAACUAUAAAACAAAGAAAGUUUAUGCUUGUGCUGCAUGUGCAGCUUUAUACAACACUGAAGAAGAACUGAUGGACCACCAAAAGAUUCAUUGCACCAAUGUUGGUGUAGAACCUGAUUCUAAAAAACCAGGAAACACUAAGUCAAACGAAGCCUAUUACAUAGAGAAUGGCAAAGAAAAGAUUUACUGUUGCAUGCAGUGUAAUGCUCGAUUCAAGAGGCUGAGUUUCUGCAAAAAUCAUAUCAAGGCACACCCAAAGAAUCCAAUGCAAAGUGAAAGCAAUGAAGAAAAUGGAUCAGAAAAUCAGACAAAAAAUGGUAUUUACAAGUGCAAUAUGUGCCCAUGCACAUAUUUUCAUUCAUCUACAUUAUCUAAACACAUAGUUACAAGGCAUAUACAAGUUAUAUAAAUGAAAUUAAUAUUUUAUUUCUUUUAUACAAUAUACAAUAAAGUAUUUAAUUCA